AUGCACAUCAUCGAGACGGUGGCUCUGGUUGUGAACUCGGGCUGGCUGGUGGUCGCCCUUCUGUUGGUUGUUGCCGUUAAGAAGCGGCGGCCACAACUCUCGGUGCCGUUCCUGGUUUGGGGCGGCUUCUACCUGCCGUUCUGCCUGGCCGUGGCCUGCGUCUGCCUGCGCCGGGUGGCCCUGUUGGCGGCGGCCGACCGCGGACGCAGCCUGCUGCCGCCGCUGGUCGGCUCAGCCCUGCUCUGCCUGCUGGCCGCCCCGCUCUACCUGCUGCUGUUGGCGGUGGUGGAGGCGGGGCGCCGUCAGAUGCGCGCUCAGCGGCUGGACUCAGAGCGCAGCAGGCUCGACGGCGGCGGAACGGGUCCGUACGGCACGCCCUAG
This is a messenger RNA of Pollicipes pollicipes, 381 nucleotides long. RefSeq lists its product as uncharacterized. Lineage: Eukaryota; Metazoa; Arthropoda; Thecostraca; Pollicipedomorpha; Pollicipedidae. Bases 1 to 381 code for a protein of 126 amino acids. The record is from RefSeq and is a predicted model, not a curated record. The transcript has 2 exons.